This is a messenger RNA of Caenorhabditis remanei, 750 nucleotides long. RefSeq lists its product as uncharacterized. Gene Ontology annotation, biological process: embryo development. Lineage: Eukaryota; Metazoa; Nematoda; Chromadorea; Rhabditida; Rhabditidae. Bases 1 to 750 code for a protein of 249 amino acids. The record is from RefSeq and is a predicted model, not a curated record. The transcript has 2 exons.
AUGGAAUCUGUGAAAAUGGGUGGACAACAUGUACGAGUCAAAAUGGAUCAAUCGCAUGGGUAUAUUAUUUCAUACUGGAAGAAUACAACGGAGGGAUCAAAAGUUAUCACUGAAUAUAUUACCAAUCUAUUCAAUACUAAUGUAUCCGAUAUCUGGGCUUCAAACCAAUCUUUCCACAUGAUUGAAUGGGUGAACAGUAGACAAAAGACACCAUUAAAAAACGUUAGUUGGAGUGGCACCACAUCAUCGGAAGAAGAUAUGACAUAUAUUCUGAAAGACUGUCGUCCUAUCUCUCAAUUAAGAAUAUACCUAAUGCCUCCUUCAAACUUUCGAUUUUCUGAAAAGUUUCGGAAAAUCGAUUGCUUAGAUAUCUGGUAUGGAGAAUGGGUUACAAUUGACAAUCUGUUGACAAUGGAUGGAAUCGAUAUUAUUCUGCAAUCAUCUACUCUGACUAGUACUAAUUUGAAUGUCUUUCUGAAGCACUGGCUGGCUGGAGGGUGUCCUCGAUUGAAACUAUUCUGCGCCGAAACUGGUUCUCUGGAUAUCUUACAGGUACUUGAUGGUCUGAUGCGUAACGCCGUUUUUGUGGAGAACAGUCGUAACUACACCAGCCCGUUUGGAAACAGCAGAACCUUGUCAUUUGGAUAUGACAUUCAACGUGCGGAUGGUGUGACUGCUACAGUAUGCAAACAGGAAAAUGGAACCUUGGUUAUUGCAGUUUGGCCAGAGACCACUCAUAAUUAUAAUUAA